Molecule: messenger RNA, 2166 nt
Organism: Penicillium olsonii
Lineage: Eukaryota; Fungi; Ascomycota; Eurotiomycetes; Eurotiales; Aspergillaceae
Source: the annotation of a GenBank genome assembly
AUGCCAUCAGGUUUUCAGACCCCGUUGACCGUCUCCAUAGGCUGUGUCACCUGCAAGGCCAAACGGCUGAAAUGUGACGAAAUCAAACCGUCGUGUCAACAGUGUGAGAGGCGAAAAGUCAAAUGUGGAGGGUACAAGAAGGACUUCAAAUGGCGACCUUUUGAAGAGACCAACUUGGCCCCAGGGCGACCUGCCACGAAAGCGAAGAAAGGUACUACCAAGCGUCAGAAGUCAAGGCCAGAAAUUGACACAACGCUAGCCACUUCUUAUCAACCUCCAACCACAGAUAGUUUUCCAACGCCCCCUACCACUGAGCAAUCAGCCUCGCCGGCUCGUAUACCCCACAAGGCCCAUGCGCCGCAUUCACCGCCAGGUUCCCCACCGCAGAGCUCGCCGGUCAGUAUCACCAGCUUCCCAUCAGAGACACAGUCUAUCGACGACUUAUCGGGAAACCGAGAAGAUGGCCCUUUGGUGGAUGAUCACAUCUCUCUGAACGUCAAUGUUUCAUUGUCGGCCGACACUCCUCCCUUCGACUUUCUUUCCUUCCUCGAGCCCUUUCAAGACUCUUUAUCGUUGGCAAACUCUUUGGUGUCGGAUGUCGACACAUGUACUGGAAAACAAGGGCCUACUAGCCCUGACCAACUGAAUCCUACUACAUCUGGAUUGAGCUUCUCCCAGUUGCUUGAGGAUGAAAAUGAUGACAUCGAAGAGAUCAUUCGACGGUCGGACCCAGGCCUCGGACCUUGGAACUUGAACCUACCUGACAUAGAUGCGUUCAACUUUCAAAGCUGCAGCGUUCCUGGAAGCCCGUCCCUGCCCACAGGGAGCCCCGAAAUGCUUGUAUUACGAUUUGACAAGCUCACGUGUGGAAUCCUCUCGGUCAAAGAUGGAGCUUUGGAGAACCCGUGGCGCACCCUUGUCUGGCCUCUGGCCAAGGACACGCCAGCACUCCGUCAUGCCAUUUUUGCUUUAGCGGCAUUCCACUCGGGCAAAGAAAAUCCUUAUCUCCGCAUCCAGGGAGUCAAGCACAUGAGGCAAAGCAUGGCAUUCCUUGUCGAGAACAUCCAGAACAUGAGAGCAGACACAGCGCUGGCCACAAGCUUGGCGCUGGCAUUCGCCGACACCUGGGAUCAGCACACACGAACAUGCAUCCAGCACCUGCGAGGGGCGAAGGCUUUGGUUUCUCAAGUAAUUGCGACUGGAAUGCAAGGAAAUUCCAGUGACGAGGAGCUGGACCGGAUCCGUUUCCUAUACAACACCUGGACCUAUAUGGACGUGAUAGCGCGUAUGACGUCGCUUGAUGAUUGCGGUCCCCAUAGCUGGAACUCGUCAGUAUUUGAUCUUCCCAGCACCACGGUCCAUGAUAUCGAUCCAUUGAUGGGCUGCGCAGCCACGCUGUAUCCAUUGAUGAGUCGGGUGGCCAAACUGAUCCAGCAUGUACGAAAAAGUACAUCGAAUACCGUAUCAGUUGUGGCACAAGGAAUGGAACUCAAAGCUCUGCUCGAAGAAUGGGAACCUCCACGCUGGUUUGAGCCUCCUGAAGAUCCGCAUUCGGAGGUGCAGCAUAGCAUUCAAGUCGCGCAUGCCUAUCGCUGGGCCACACUGCUUUAUCUGCAUCAAGCUGUUCCUGAGAUUCCUUCCGAGCCCGCUGAUGAGCUAGCAAAACGUGUACUCAUUCUGCUGGCGACGGUCCCAUACACGUCUCGCACCACCAUCAUUCAGAUGUUUCCUCUGGUGGUUGCUGGAGCGGAGGUUGAUGCCGAUGACGAUCGCAAGUGGGUCUUGGACAGGUGGACCACGAUUCAGGCACGGCUGAUGCUCGGUGGGGUGGAUCGGUGCCUGGAGGUCUUGAAGGAAGUCUGGGGCCGACGUGAUGCGAUGAAUGCUCGAAGAGAGCAUGAAAUGGGCUCACGGCGGGCUGGAUCAGCUUCUUCGGACAGAGAACGAACGAGCUCAUCACUACCGAAUGAUUUCAACAAUUACAGCCUGAACGGAUUUCACAAAAGCGCUAUGGCCGGACGAGGUCAUUCGAGGCAUGCGCGUCGAGGCUCCGCUCUGACGUCGUUGGAGAAUAUCGAGUUCGAGAGGACAGUGCGCGGCAAGCUGCACUGGGUUAAUGUGAUGGCUGAAUGGGGAUGGGAUGGUCAGUCCACAAUUCUAGCUUGA